This is a messenger RNA of Haliotis rubra (blacklip abalone), 933 nucleotides long. RefSeq lists its product as uncharacterized. Gene Ontology annotation, biological process: regulation of DNA-templated transcription. Lineage: Eukaryota; Metazoa; Mollusca; Gastropoda; Lepetellida; Haliotidae. The transcript has 3 exons. The record is from RefSeq and is a predicted model, not a curated record. The coding region runs from base 1 to 933 and encodes 310 amino acids.
AUGAAGAAGUAUUCCGAGUCAUUAGACAAGAAGGCUUUUACCCGUUACAAGGAGAAAAUAUGUGUAAUUGGUGGUGAAGAUCCUUACCAGAUCGACACGUCUGAGUGGAGUAAAGAUCACGACAGCUUCCCAGAAGUUUCAUACCCGGACUUGACACUGAAGGAAGACAAACCAGUUUGUUUGGCAGUGAAGAAAGAGUAUAGCGCAGACUAUGUGCCAACUAGUCUUCAGGCCAAGUACCCCAAGGUGUUAUCUGAACUGAGGGAUGACAAGUGUGAAGGAAUGUCUCGUGACGAACUAGUGGAACAUUGCGGUACACUACUUCCCAGUAUUGCCUUUACAGAGGAAGAAGCCAUCAAUGUUGAGGCAGCUACCAGGCAACAAGCUGACUACUACUGUGAUUUUGUUGUAUGGACUCCAAAAGACAUUUUCCUUCAACGGAUUGAGCCCAACAGCGAAGUGUGGAACAAGUUACUGGAUCGAUCGUCAAGAUGUUUUGCCACAGUCAUUCUUCCGGAACUUGUUGGUAAAUUAUACAGAUUAAGUGAAGAGGAGACAAUCUCAUCUGCGGGAAAGAAAUCAACGAAGAAGAAGCCCCUUAGACAGCCAGAGUCUACAAAUAGAAAGGCGACCAAGCAAAAACCAGCUACAAAAGAGAAGACAUCCAAGUCCAAGGCUACGACAGCAGCUGUAUCAAAGUCCUCCAAACCCUCACCUGGACUGGACGCAUCUGAGGAAAACCUGGAACUGUUCUGUGUUUGUGAUGGUGCAAAAGGCGGUAUUAUGAUUGGCUGUGACUCUGAAGACUGUCCCAACAAGCCCUUUGAGUGGUUUCAUUUGUCAUGUGUGAACCUGAAAGCUGAACCUGAGGGAGAUUGGUUUUGUCCGGACUGCUUGGAGCGUAACUUCUUGAGGAGUAUAAAAAGGAAAUAA